AUGGGAAGCACUUCAACGGACCGUUACACAAGGUACACAAUAACCAUCGGUUGCGGCGUGAUCGCCAUCUGGACUAUCUUCAGUGUCCUUGGAAUUGCGUUUCAAUGCGGCUCAGUCAAUCAGGAGAUUGACACACCAGAUAGAUGUGCGGACGGAGCGAUGUGGUACCCCGUGACAGUCACGAAUGCGCUGACGGACGCCUUGCUCGCGUUCUCAUUCACACCUGUGCUCGUGAACCUCUCCAUGAAAAGGCAGCAGAAGUUCAAGUUGUCAUGCUUGUGGAGCAUCCGGCUUUUGGUGUGCGUCGCUACAGUUGCCCAGCUCGUGUCACUCGCGGGAGAACUGGGCUCUACAGACCAGACUAGAGCCAUGUUGAUUCCGGUGGUUCUACAACAACUCGUCUUGAACCUCUCAGUGCUCACAGCCAUCAUUCUCGGCCUCAGUGCCUUCUUCGCAAACCUCUCAGCCGGCCGAUUCGGGACAGAGAUCAACGGCGGAGACUAUGUUCUGAGCAAUGCGUCAGGAGGAAUGAAGAAGAGCUCGGCCGGGUCGAGGAAGAUGCGAGGAUCGAGCAAGGGCAGGUCACGGCAAAGCAUUUCCAACGCAGGAAGUGAAAGAGACGAACCACUGAAAAUCUAUGGGAGUAGACGGGGAGGUGUGCUUUCGAAGCCUUCUCAUUAUGGCAACGGCGAGACUGUGAUUAGACACAACCCAAGGACGGUCUCGGAAGAUGCAGGGAGCGAUCGAUCGCAGGAAAACAUCAUUCGACAGACUGUUACAUGGGAAGUGUCAUACAACGCACCUGGUACCCGGGAGGAUGAUACGCAGCCGCCGCAGCUGAAUGAUGAACCCAAUGCAACGAGGACGAGGAAUUUUAUCGAGUAG
This is a messenger RNA of Saxophila tyrrhenica, 885 nucleotides long. RefSeq lists its product as uncharacterized. Bases 1 to 885 code for a protein of 294 amino acids. The transcript is spliced from 2 exons. The record is from RefSeq and is a predicted model, not a curated record. Lineage: Eukaryota; Fungi; Ascomycota; Dothideomycetes; Mycosphaerellales; Extremaceae.